AUGGAGGACGGCUGGGGCGAUGUGCUCGCCGAGGUCGCGGGUGAGCCUCACCCGCCGCCCCGCGGCCCCGCGGGCGCCGCGGCCAGAGGGCCCAGUCGGGCAGCCGCGAGGUCGGUCGCGGCGGCGGGCCGCACCAACGCCCUGGCCCUGCCCCUGUCGGAGUCAGUGAGGCUGCCCACCGUGCCGAGACACAUCGUCCAAUGCACGGGCAGAGGCUCGACAGAUCAGUGGCCGCUGCUCCCGUAUGUUCGCGCGGCAGCGCUCACGAUCGAGCGCCAGAGAGUAUCAGACCAAGACGUGCCAGCCAAGCUCAACCGCAUGUUGAUGGAUUCGUCGUCCGAGCUGGCUGGCCGAACCACGUCAAAGGCAUCGAUCCAGGAUUCGAUCGGCGUGACCCCUGGGAGCUACACAGAGUACGUGAUCGUCUUGGCCAACACCAUCGUACAUUUCGAGCGGGACCAGAAGCUUGCGCUGGAGUGCUAUUUGGCAAAUACGGUCCCCAAGGAGAACUUGCUCCACUACGUCGAGGCGGUCAAGUACGACGAGACCCCGAUGAAGCUGUCAGUGAACGAUUCGUUCCAAGCACGUGGUCGUGGUGCAGUGGGCUCUUCCGAUCAGCAGCAGCAGCAGGUGGCCGUGUACCACAUGGAUCGAUCUCGACAGUGGGGGAAGCCGAAGUUAGAGAGAACUGCCAUCAAGCUGCUGCAGAGCUCGUCGAGGUUCGGGUACCUUCUGAGGACCAACGCGGGCGAGUACGUCUGCAUCGUCGGCGCGCCCAUUGCUCCGCUCCAGUGGCUGGAUCGGAACGCUGGGGAGUGUCUUCGAGAGGCGGACCAACGUCGCACCACAGCUGUUGGACGGGCUGCUAAGGACUUUGCGUGCAAGACGCGCGUGUCAGUCCUGGACGGCGCUGGCCCGAACGCCCGCUGCGAGGCGCAGGUCGGGGUUGACCGACGAGGCGACGGCUGGGGCAAGAUUGGUUUCACAUGCUCCAUACAUUGCCUCGCGAACGUAUUCACGCACACCUUCGACCUGACGGGCUCCGACGUGUCUGGCCAGAUCAAUUUUGCACUUGCCGUCAACGAGGGCUCGGGCUUCUCUUCUUUCUGUCGGAUAUUCCGUGCUGUGGUUCAACAGCGGGACCGAGAGCACGUCGACAUAUGGAUUCCCGAGGGCAUCGACAUAGACGAGAGCGAGAUCAAGAAGUCGGUGUCGGAGGCUUUGGAGGUCUUCCUCUUGGGAGCUCGAUUCACCCGGUGGCCGAGGAGCAGGUGGACGGGGUCCGGCGUUGCCAUGGACGAGUUCAUCCUACUUGACGGCAUUCACGGAUUGGGCUCUGCUGUCUGGGCUAUCUGGGCGAAAGAGAUGGCUCGGGGCUCCAAGAAGAGACCUCGGCUGGGCGAUGGCGGGGCUCUGCCAGCUGCUGCCGCUGCGCCUGCCGCCGCCGAUGGCGGCGAGGGCGGCGCCGCAGAGGCUGCGGCUGCCAGCGGCGGCGAUGGGCAGGGCCAUGGAGAUUUCAAUGCAAAGCGGCUGGAGAAUGAGUACCAUCGUAGCACCGCUGGAGAUUGGAUGGACACGUCGCCGCUUGACAGAGUGGUGAUCAUUCGGCAGGUGCUGGAGCCUUUACGUCGGACGAUGGAUUGGCACCUCGAGGUCGGCGGCAAGCACUGGGAGAUCAAGCAGAGGGGCAUGGUUGUCCAGGCUGAGUCCACGGGCGCAGCCAGUUCGACGAGCAGGACGUGGCCGAUCGUGGAGGCUGCGCUUGGCACCCCUGCGCGCGUCUUCAAGGCUGCGUGGGACCCUCUGUUUCGCGAGCACGUGCUGUGGAAGGACCUCGUGCAGCCGUCGGCGAUGACUCGGAAGGCGCGCGCCCUCGCGUUCAAGCUUCUUUCGAGGUCUGAGUGCCAGGUUCGGGAGGCGUUCACCCAUCGACAUAGCUUGCUUCCGACUCGCAUCUUCGCCAUGAUCGUGGACCCAGCCGUUGCGCAGGAAGUGAGUGACCUCCAGGAUUGCCGCAUGGACAGCUGGACGAAGGACUUCGUGCUGCGACACAAGGACGCGGACGGAGGCUUGUCGAACCCAGCUGCGAUCGCAGAGUUGAACCUGCUUGCCGCCAUGAUCGACUUGGACAUCAAGGCUAUCGAGUCCCGCCACGCCUCGAUCCGCAGGCGGCUGAUGGUCAGGGGAGUGCAGACCCACUCGGCAACGUUCGCGGAGUCGUCGGCCGAAUGGGUGGUUGCCCAAGCUCGUUUAUCAGGCAGGGCAUUUCGAGCAGUCGGUGAGGGGGGCGCGCCAGCAGGUGGUGGCGAUGACGCAGGGGGCCCUGGCGGGCCGCCAGGCGAGGAGGCUACCACCACUGUCAGGGGCACGGUGUCUUCUUGGCAUGCUUUCCUGAGGGAGCAAUCCCUUGGUCAGACUGGCCGCCAGUGCAUCGCCGCCUUGAGCGCUGCGUACCGCGCUUUACCCAGAGCAGAGGUGGCGAGGCUGGCUGCCGUCGCAGCCGCGGCCAAUGGGAACCCCCGUGCUGCGGAUGCACCUGGCAGCGCCUUCGGCCUUCGGUCCCGCGACCUUGCUCGCGCCCAGGCCAAGAGGCGGCUUGGGGCGUCUGAGCAGCAGCUCGUCGCGGAGGCUGUCGUGCCGACCAGCCGCGGGGGGAUGACUGACUUGGCAAUGCGGCGAGCAUCGGCAGACCCCAGCGCCACCGUGAACAUGGACUCGAUGAUGCGGGCUGCCCAGUCGCACAUGGUGAGCUUGCGCCGCGUGACCAAGACCGAGGAGCGAAAGAUGGCCGACGCGAUGGAGGCUUGGGAGUCGACUACGGGCGCUGCCCAGUGGGCAUCCAUGUGCAACAGUUUCAAGGGCGUGGCUGCUUUCCAGGUUAUGCGUUCUCCUAUGCCCUCGCACAUCGGCCAGAUGCUGGAGUUCAAGGCAAUCAUACACGACGACUGUGCCCCCGUAGACGUGCCCGUCCAGAAGAAGAAGUACACCUGUGCUCAGAUCGGCAUGUGCAUAUGUUGCCCUGAGGCCGAUGUCAUCAAGAAGUUCCGCAGGCGCUUCUACUCCGAGCUGAAGGGCCUCUGCACCGAGGGGUCGCCCGAGCGGAAGCUCCUGGACGAUUCCAGCUUGGUCGUGCGACUGCACGGCAUCAAGGCGGCUGUCGUCGAUGGCUGGGGCGUUGUGGCAGCUGGCCUCUCUGGCGACGACCCCGACGGCGUGGACGCCUACGUGUGGUGGCACAUCGGCUCCCACGAGUUCAGCCCCUACUGCUCCAACUUCAGGCCGCUCGCCUUCGUCGAGCAGGAGGCAGUCGGCGGCCAG
Messenger RNA from Prorocentrum cordatum, 3318 nucleotides. Lineage: Eukaryota; Dinophyceae; Prorocentrales; Prorocentraceae. The record is from the annotation of a GenBank genome assembly.